Molecule: messenger RNA, 522 nt
Organism: Medicago truncatula (barrel medic)
Lineage: Eukaryota; Viridiplantae; Streptophyta; Magnoliopsida; Fabales; Fabaceae
Exons: 1
Coding region: 1-522 (173 amino acids)
Molecular function (GO): RNA-DNA hybrid ribonuclease activity; nucleic acid binding
Source: RefSeq, a predicted model, not a curated record
AUGAGUGAGGUCUGGGCUUUCUUGGAUCUCCAUUGGACUCCUCAAUGUAAAGUGGUGGUCAAAGCCUGCAUCUUCAAUAUAGUUAAUACUAUUUGGUAUAGGAGAAAUCAAAUUCGUGUUCAAAGCAAAGUGAUUCAUUGGCGUAGUACAAUAAACUUGAUCAUCUCCAAAGUUUCCCUUGCUGGUAAUUUAACAUCCAAAACGGCUGCUGCAAACAUAUAUGAAUUUACUAUUAUGAAGUCUUGCAAGGUGAAUAUUCGGCCUCCUAGAGCUCCUUCCAUUAAGGAAAUCAUUUGGUCUCCUCCUUUGCCCUCAUGGAUUAAAAUUAACACGGAUGGGGCCGCUACUAAAAACCCCUCAAGAUCUGUUGCUGGGGGGAUUUUUCGGAAUUCUAAUGGUGCUUUCUUGGGAGGUUUCACUCAUUUUAUUGGUCCGGCGGAUGCGUUGUUCGCGGAGCUGAUUGCCGCUAUGAUUGCUAUUGAGAUUGCAGUUUUCCAGGAGUUUUUGCAACGUUUGGCUUGA